Aegilops tauschii subsp. strangulata is the source of this 429-nucleotide messenger RNA. Lineage: Eukaryota; Viridiplantae; Streptophyta; Magnoliopsida; Poales; Poaceae. The record is from RefSeq and is a predicted model, not a curated record.
AUGGCCACUCAUCGGCCCGGCCGCGCCACCCCGUCACCCCCUGCUGCCUGCGUCGCCGCCCGCCUCGCGCACGCGCUCGCCUCCCGCGCACGCGCUCGCACCGCACCUCGCGCCCGCAUUUGCCCUGCACCCCCGCCACACCUCCCUGCUCCGCCGCUCGCCGCACUGGCUCCGCCACGCUACUGCUGCCCCGUCGUGCGCGCGCGCACGAUGCCGCCCCUGCCUACGGCUGCUACGUCUGUGGCCGCUGCUGCCCGUCCCCUGCCGCGGCUCUGCUCCGGCCAAGCCGCCGCACGCCGCCACUCGUCGCGCGCCCGCCGGCGCCCCGCCGCCCCUGCACCGCCUCCGGCCUCCUCCGGCGACCGCCCGCUUUGCUAUGGCCUCGCCCCGCCGCACCCCCCUGCGAGCAACCGCACGCUGCGCCCGUGA